GUCUCCGUCAGGACGCACCGGAGGAGCGGAGCCGAGCAGCAACAUGGCUGCAGAUUACUGGGAGCCAGAAAGAUCCGAGACUCUGUCAGACUGAACCGAGCCAAACACAACCCGGGACAGACCGGGACAGACCCUCCCGCAUUUUCUGUGUUAACCUGUCCAGGUGUCGUCUCCAGGCUGGCUGCCCCGCCCCCCUCAGUAUCACUCCCCCCUCUGCCCCCCCGGCCCCCCCUCAUGGAGAGGAUGAGGAAGAUCAAACGGCAGCUGUCACUCACUCUGGGGAGGGGAGGGGCCGGGGCAGGGGACAGGACACUGAGUGACACAAUCAACCAGGAAGUGACAUCACACAGUGACUCAGAGGUGGUGUCUCUUCGUGGUUCUUCUGGAGGUUUGAAGGUUCGAGGUUCCUCCUCUUCAGUUCAGUCUCUCCUUCAGUCGUACAGCAGCUCACUGAGGAAACCUCGAGGCCUUGGACGCAGCCUGAGCUCCUACCUGAACCACACCACACGACUGGAAAUAGUUCACGAGGAUGUGAAGAUGAGUUCAGAUGGUGAAAGCGAUCCAGCUUCUUCUUCAGAUGGUGUUCAGAGUCCAGUUAGAGUCAGACUAAGAAACAAGAAGAUCUCUACGGAGGACAUUAACAAACGUCUGUCCUUACCAGCCGACAUUCGUCUUCCAGAUGGUUACCUGGAGAAGUUUAAUCUUAUUGGUCCAGCUUUGUUUGAGCAGCCAAUCAGCAGGCGGCUGCGCAGAGUGUCUCUGUCAGAGAUUGGUUUUGGGAAACUGGAGACAUACGUGAAACUGGACAAACUCGGGGAGGGGACCUAUGCUACAGUGUAUAAAGGUCACAGUAAACUGACUGACAACCUUGUGGCUCUGAAGGAAAUUCGACUGGAACAUGAAGAAGGAGCUCCGUGUACUGCUAUCAGAGAAGUGUCUCUCUUGAAGGAUCUGAAACACGCCAACAUUGUCACGCUUCAUGACAUCAUCCACACACAGAAAUCCCUCACAUUGGUGUUUGAGUAUCUGGACAAAGAUCUGAAACAGUAUCUGGAAGACUGUGGAAACAUCAUCCAUGUUCACAAUGUCAAACUCUUUCUUUUCCAGUUGCUGCGAGGUCUUUCAUACUGUCAUAGGAGGAAAGUUCUCCACCGAGACCUGAAACCCCAAAACCUGCUGAUCAAUGAGCGAGGGGAGCUCAAACUGGCAGACUUUGGUUUGGCUCGAGCAAAGUCAAUUCCGACAAAGACGUACUCUAACGAGGUGGUGACACUGUGGUAUCGACCACCGGACAUCCUGCUGGGCAGCACCGACUACUCCACUCACAUUGACAUGUGGGGUGUUGGUUGUAUCUUCUAUGAGAUGGCGACAGGUCGACCUCUGUUUCCUGGUUCCACAGUGGAGGAGGAGCUUCACUUCAUUUUCAAACUGCUGGGUACUCCUACAGAGCAAAGCUGGCCUGGGAUCAGCUCUAAUGAUGAGUUUGUGGCGUACAACUAUCCUCAGUACAGAGCAGAGAGACUGAGUAAUCACACUCCCAGGCUCAGCAGCGACGGAGUGGAGCUGUUGUCAAAGUUCCUGCAGUUUGAAGGGAAGAAGAGGAUCUCAGCAGAUGACUCCAUGAACCAUCGUUACUUCAGUAAUCUUGGAAACAGAGUGAUGACACUUCCUGACACGACAUCUAUCUUCAGUGUGCCAGAGAUACAACUGGAGAAAGAAACAAUCAGACCGACAGUCACCCCUGAUCCAGGUAACAACCUCCCCCCCGCUCUCACCCGACUCACCUGGGUGAUGGGACACAACAUCUAGCAGCUGACAAGCAAACAGUCCAGCCAGGAGGCGGAGUCUGCUCUUCUGACAUCACUGGGGAGGUGGAGUUUGCUGCAGCACAAACAAAGGGAAUCUGAGAGGAAAGUAAAGUAAAGAUGCUGCUGAGGAACACAAAGUAAAAAGAAGAAAGCCUGAAAUGAAUGUUUAUCAAGGGAAGAAGAUGGCAGCCUCAUGUUUACACAGAUGAAUGGACGGAUGGACAGACAGACAGACAGACAGACAGACGCAAUAAUGAAUCACAGCAGCCAUCUGACCAAUCAGUUAACAGCAUGUUGUUACUAACAGCAACAGAUUCAGCUUCUGAACGGAUGAAUGAUUUGAAGCUAGUUGAAUUCUGUCUUCCAUUUUCACAUAAACACAUUUUUAAAAUACUGAACAGUAUCUGGGAAAACCUGGAAUACCUGCAAUUCUGUGAUACAGCUUUGUUGUCAUCGGUGAUUAUGUCAGGCUGAUGUUUGUUGAAACAGAAGAUUUGUUAAAAUUAUGAAAUUAACUCUUCAAUUUGGACUGAAAACACUUGAAUUCAAACGUUUCAAUUUGAAAGCAGAACACAGAACCAUCAGACAGAGUUCAUCGUUUUCUGAAUAGAAACUGUGACUGAACAGGACAGAGCUGAUACACCUAUUUUUAACUUGCAGCUCUUCAGAGUUGAAAGGUCUUUAUAAUCUGUUGUGUACAGUAUUACAUUGAAAGUACAGUGUUAUUUAUUAGAACAGCCUGCAGGAGAAGCCAUGUUUGUUCCAACAGAAAUCAGUUUAUUCUUAAUUGUGAGACAGGUUUCUGCUGUUCUGCAUGUGUGUGUCUACAGUCAGACUGUAAUACUGUUUAUAUAUACUUAUACUGUAAAGAAUACAGUAAUAUUGUUGAUAUAUACUGUAUACAUAUAUUAUACUGUAAAUUUGCAGUAAACAGCUGUGAGCUGUUUUCUUUCUACGUGCGGUCCAUCACAGAGAAUUUUAUUUGAACAGGAAUUAGCAAUUCAUUUAUUGCUUUUAUUUAUAUUGGAGGUCAAUGAGUUGGGAAUCAGGAGAGGAGGAAGCGAUGUCACCAGAGCCUCACUCAGAGCAUCACAAACAAAACUUUUCUGUUCACGUUGACAUUUUAAGUCAAAGGCAACACACGUUUCUUUCUCAGAGCCCUGAAACAAUCCAACGUUUAGCCGACAGUUAGCCCACUGCUAACAGUUAUCUGACAGUGUAUCAACUAUCAGCUGACAAUCUGUCAACUGUCAGCCACUGAUUGAAAGCCUUGUGAAGAAGGAUGAACCCUCACCUGCUCAGACUUCAGGUGUCUGUGGGUGGGGCUUGAUUGAGCCCUGGGGCGAGAAUUACCUGGGGUGGGGUUUGUAUGACGGAGGGGGUUUUGAUUGGGUCUUACAGUGGGCGUGGUCUAUGUUUAGGGUGGAGCUUUGGACUUUGUUUUGAGAUUCUCGCCCCUUCUGAUAAAAUUUGUCUCUUUGAAAAAGUUUUUUUUAGUAUAUAUUUUUUUCAGGUUUAGGAGCAUUAAUAUUUUUAAAGAAACUGAUGUUGUUGAAGUGAAUUUUUAUUUUUUAGCUUUGAAGAAAUGUAAAAAUCGAGAAAUAUUGAUCAGAAGACAAUAAUGAUUGAUCAGUGUUAAUAACGAUGUGUUUAACUCAGAGGAAUCUGAGUGUUUAAUCUUUUGUAAGAAUGUCAUAUAUGUACACAUUUGUAUGUGAGAAGAUAUAAAAAUACAGUGGCCAUAAAAAGGAUACACCUCCUUUAUGUUUUAUUAAUCAUCAGUGGAUUCACUUUUUGCUGAUCAUCAGAAAUCUUUAAUGUCAAACUCAAACAAAUCUGCAAUACAAAAUAAUUUUUAGUGUUAAAUAUUGUACAGAAACAAGAACAUUUCACAAUUGUGUGUUUGUUUUUAAAUAAAUUAGGUUAAUGGUAGAGAAAGUUUAACUUGUUUUUAAUUUUAAUUACAUUCACUGAUACUGAAAGUGAAAAAUCAGUAAAAAGUGAAGGAGUCAACAAAAGAGAAGAACUGGAUUGUGGCUGUUCAGUGUUUUUGUGAAGGAAGUAAUGUAACAGGGUGUAGUCCAGGAUAGCAAUGAGUUGAUGAAUGACUGUUGAAUGUAACCACCAACUGUUAAUGUGGUUUACAUUAAUAAUGUGUACCGAGUUAUUGAUUAUUACAGAUAGAUUUUAAUUUGAGUGUCGUGUUGUUCCUCAGCUGUUGUUCAAGUGCACAGAAAACAGCAUUUAGAUCAGAUGUCUUUUUAGAUAUUACAGAUCCAUCUGGAUUUUUUUUUCCAGUACAUGAACUGAUGUAAAACGAUCCAGAUCACUCAGUAAACCUGGUCCAGGAGCAGGCUGCUAAGAUCAAUGUGUAUGAAGAAAGCCGUCCACUUGCACUUAUGUUUAAGGCACCACCGUUUGAAUGUAAUGUAAUGAUGUCUUUGUUUGUAGUCUGUGUCGAUCCAGAUGCUGUUUUCUCUGCUCCUGUAAAUGAACUAAUGCUUUGUUUUGGUCGACACCAAAGCUAUCUGUAAUAUACUGCACUGCAUGAUGGGAUUCUUCCAGAUAACUUAUAUGCUGUUUAUUCUUUCAAUAUUCUUCCAUCUGCCAAGAAAGCACUGCGACGUAUCUGAUGCUAUAACAGAUCUGCAUACUUGAAAUAUCAGUCCAAGUGUGGAAAAUAAAGUAUAUCCUGUUAUUGUGUACAAUUAUGUUUACUACAUGUAUUCUGGAUAUAUUUACAGUAUAUAAAUACUCAUUAAAGUUAUUUAUUAUCAGUG
Molecule: messenger RNA, 4588 nt
Organism: Dicentrarchus labrax (European seabass)
Lineage: Eukaryota; Metazoa; Chordata; Actinopteri; Moronidae
Gene: cdk16
Product: cyclin-dependent kinase 16
Exons: 17
Coding region: 235-1809 (524 amino acids)
Biological process (GO): protein phosphorylation; neuron projection development; exocytosis
Cellular component (GO): nucleus; cytoplasm; synaptic vesicle
Molecular function (GO): ATP binding; protein kinase activity
Source: RefSeq, a predicted model, not a curated record